UAGUGCAGAAAGUUGGCAGGGAUAUUUGUCACAUUGUAGCUAAAAAAUGUCUUGACUUUGCUCCAAGCUCUUGUGACUGUCUGGGACUUCAGCGAUCAAACGCAAGGAAGGGGGUGGAGGCACUGGUACAUAAAUAUAUGUACACCUACGUCCCUCCCCCACUUUUAACAUUUCUAAAGUAGACAAUUUCUGACUUGCAUACUUGAACAAAUACGUUUGUGCACUCUCGUCUGUCACACUCUCAUUCACAUAUUUUUAUUUAUUUUAUUACGACAUAUUAAAGUGACGCGAGAAGGUGACGUGAGUCAAAAGUAGUCAAAAGUCCAAAAAUAUUCAAGUUAAAUGACCUGAACUGUAAGCCACGCGAAGUCUCGCGAUGGCUCUCCCCUUAGCAACUGAGAUGUUAGCCGUGGAUACCAGAGUCGUGCUAAGUGCAGACUGAAGCAGACUGCCACCCAUAUGCAGUCUACCUGCGGGAACCCGUUUGGGUGUCCGGGUCAGUCUCUGUGGAGCCUGAUUGUUGAGCAUGUUCCACGCUCUGAGAUGCCAAAAAUUCACACCACCCUGGGCCACUCGCUGGUCGACACGUACACGGAGCUACACGCUGAGGCAGUCAUGUGGUACAAGAUAUGGCAGGAUAGAAAGCAGGGCGGACUCUUCGGCGACAAAGCAGGGGGCCCUCUCGCUCGUCCGAGGGGCCCCCUGGCCGACCCGCCAGUGAUCAAGGAGCUGGUGAGGGCCGAGGUCAAGAUGUUGUUGGAGAAUCUCCAAGAGAAAUUCCUUCGGGAGGGAAGGCACGACAAGGAGUUUUUAAGUCGCUACAACGCAAAGACUGUGAACUUUGCCCUGGGUCGCCUUGACAUCAGCACCGAACCCAAAAAUGAAAUCAGACUGAGCUCUCGCUGUUCCAUCCACUCCCAUGUGGAAGAGGAGAUAGAAGCUGUGAAGGACAAGCUGAAUAUCAUUGACAUCAACAAAGUGGUGGAGCAUAUCAAGUGCAUCCUGGUAGAAGAAUGUGCAGUUUUGAAAUCAUACGUAAAGUAUAUACAGGAAAUGAUCAAAAAGGAUUGUAGGAGAUAUGGUGAGGAUAAGGAACCAGAACCAACCCUUGCAGACUUGAAAGAGCUUCGAGGUGCUAUUCAAAAAGACUAUGAGCUCUAUCCAUCACCUCCCUCCAAUAUCCCAGAUAAAGUAGUGAAAAGGUCAUUCAGACUUCCAUCGGAACAAAAGAGUGCUGAAAAGACCUCACAAACUGCUUCGACCAUCCGAAGACCACAUCCUCCCUCCGCUCCACCCAGACUUUCUCACUUGAACUUUUGCGGCUCCCUCAAGCCAAUAAAUUCUUUGGACGCUAUCUCGAGGACUUCUCUGCAGCACAAAAGUCAAGCCGACGUCUGUACUAGGACGUCCCGACACAGGAAAGUUUGCCUUAAAACUCCCGCAGGUGACCAGGUGCACUCUGAGGAAGAUGAGUCUGAUCUCCAUUGGCGGUUUCUCACCUGCUCGAGUAGCUCGCCCUUCAUCCCCUCACAAUAUCUCCAGCCUGGGUAGGAAGGCUGAUUUGUGGACGAAAGACAGCAAGAACAAACUAAAUUGUCGCUUCACUCUUUUCCUGCUCACCUUUUUCCUGCCAGAGGUGGAAGCUGGAAGAGAUGGAAAAGGCUUUCCAAUGGACGGGAAGUGAUCAAGUAGCAAAGCCUGAGGAAAAGAGGUGAAGUACUCAGUGGCAGGACACAUGUAAUCCAGGACAGGACAGGACUGGACUGUCUCAACAAAUGUUUAUAACUGGUCACUUCAACAAGUCAGCUACUGAACUGAUAAGAUUUCUACUACAAUGUGGAAGUGAUUGGAUCAAUACGUAAAUAUCAUAGUAUUUGACAGUGUGAUCGAUUUGCAUAUAGUUUGGUUUUCUAUUUAAAGUAUAAAUGAUAGACAUUUUUUGUAUUUAUAGUUUUUAAUAGUUUUUAUAGUUUUUAGUUUUCUAUUUUUUUAAUUUCUGCUAUACACAUGCAUUUCUGAAGCUCGAUUUGACAAUGGUAAUAUUUUUAAUUAACAAUAUGUAUUUUGUAAACAAACUGCUACAAUUAUGCAUGAAGCAAAAAAUGAAGCUGCUACGUAAAAAUGUAGUACAAUUAUUCACAUCAAGAUAGAUGACAUUCGGAAAAAAUUAAACUUCAAACAUUUAUACGCACAAACAAUAGUAAACACCUUCAGCAUGUAGGUGUGUGGAAUGAAAUGAUGGAACGGAUUGAGUAGAGAACUCAAUGCAUGAAAAUGAGGAAGUUCACAGAUCAGUACAAGCUGUUGAUGCUUACAAAGGAAGCAGAAUCCUGAACAGGGAAAUAAAUACCUGUACAUGCAGUAUAAAUACCUGUACAUACAGUAUAUGUCAUAUGACAACUGUGCUUACUCCUUAUUCUUCAUUUUCUUGUAGGACUAUCUGAAAUAUUACAUUGUCUGUACUCACUGAUCAUCCAACAAUGUAUGUGUCGUCUCGGUUUAUUAUGAUAUAUACUUUUUAUAUACAAUUUGUAUAUACAAAGUUAUACAAUUUAUUGUACAUUGUUGUAUUGUUUUAUCAUUUUCUUAUGUUGCUUUGGAACUGGCGAGGGGCACAAGUAUAGGAAAUGAAAUAGGAAGUGAAUAGUGAGGAUAAGCGGCAUAGAAAAUGGAUGCAUGGAUAAAUGUGUUAGCUAUUGAAGGUUGAGGAAGACUUGGGUAGACUUGAAUAAGAUCUGCUUCUUCCUGCUCCUUCUGUACAUGUGGAAUUGUCAAUUGUAAUAUGUGAUGUAUACCAGGGCAAAACGUAUGUAUGUCAAAA
This is a messenger RNA of Doryrhamphus excisus (bluestripe pipefish), 2821 nucleotides long. It is a transcript of the gene ccdc24, whose product is annotated as coiled-coil domain containing 24. Lineage: Eukaryota; Metazoa; Chordata; Actinopteri; Syngnathiformes; Syngnathidae. The record is from RefSeq and is a predicted model, not a curated record.